AUGGAUCUAACUGUCUUUCUAGCUCUUACUUUAUGUAUAACAUGUUGCAAUGUUGAGGCCAGAAACAAGACUUUACUAAAUGGAGAAAUUAAUUUUACUCUAUCUGGUAGUUCCAUGCAUCAAGUGAACAAUGAUUUUGACUGUGUGGAUAUCUACAAGCAACCAGCUCUACAACACCCUUUACUAAAAAAUCACAAAAUUCAGCUUUACCCAACCUUUGCAAAGAACAUCACGCAAAGUAGAGCAUCUUUUGGUAAAACUAUGGAUGCAUGCUCACCAGGAAAAGUACCUAUUUACAACAAGACACAAAUACAUGAAACUAUUACUAGUUCAUCUUCAAGGUUACAUACAGACAAUAUUAAGCAAUAUUCUAAAAACUCUGGGAGCUAUCAUACGGUAACUCUUGACACAACCCAAAACGUGAUAUUUCGCGGAGCAUCCGCAGGUAUAGGUGCAUAUAAUUUAUCGCUUCAAGCAAAUCAAUUCAGUUUAUCUUCUAUAUGGCUAGAAAGUGGACCCUCAAUGGAACUUAAUAGCAUAAAAGUCGGACUCGGGGUUCAUCCUCAUUUAUACGGAGACAAUCAAGUACGAUUAACAGGUCAUUGGACGGCAGAUGCUUUCAAAAAAACUGGAUGUUACAAUACUCUUUGCUCGGGUUUUGUGCAAGUUAAUCAUAAUAAAGAAUAUGCUCUUGGAUCUGUUAUACAUCCUGUUAGUUCAAUUGGAUCAACAACAAAAGUAUAUGGUCUUAUCAAAAUUAAACAGGACCGAUCUACCGGUCAUUGGUGGUUAAUUAUUCAAGAUGAAGCAAUCUAUACAGGAUAUUGGCCAAAAGAAUUAUUCACUCACUUAAGAAAAGGAGCAUCUUUAAUAAGGUUUGGUGGUCAAACAUAUGCCCCGCCUAAUAAGGAUAAUCCUCCCAUGGGUAGUGGGAGACUACCUAAAGAAAAACUAAAAAACUCAGGAUUCAUGGGAUUACUAGAGAUUAUUGAUUCGGAAUAUAAUGAACGUGACAUUAAACCCGAAGAUAUGAAGAAGUAUACAAAUAGUAAUUCAAAUUGUUAUGAUUUGGCAUAUCGUGGUUAUGAAGGAUCUGUAUAUCGACAAGCUUUUCUUUAUGGCGGGCCAGGAGGACGAAAUUGCAAUAUAUGA
Molecule: messenger RNA, 1152 nt
Organism: Lathyrus sativus (Indian pea)
Lineage: Eukaryota; Viridiplantae; Streptophyta; Magnoliopsida; Fabales; Fabaceae
Source: the annotation of a GenBank genome assembly